Physella acuta is the source of this 679-nucleotide messenger RNA. RefSeq lists its product as uncharacterized. Lineage: Eukaryota; Metazoa; Mollusca; Gastropoda; Physidae. The record is from RefSeq and is a predicted model, not a curated record.
AUGGAGACCUUCACGGACCCACCUAACACUGACCCCUCCAUGGACCCACCUAACACUAACCCCUCCAUGGUCCCACCUAACAUUGACCCCUUAAUGGACCCACCUAACAUUGACCCCUCAAUGGACCCACCUAACACUGAUACCUCCAUGGACCCACCUAACACUGACCCCUCCAUGUUCUCACCUAACACUAACCCCUCCAUGGACCCACCAAACACUGGCCCUUCCAUUGACCCACCUAACAUUGACCCCUCAAUGGACCCACCUAACACUAACCCCCCUAUUGACCCACCUAACACUGACCCCUCCAUGGACCCACUUAAAACUGACCCCUCCAUGGACCCAACUAACACUAACCCCCCUAUUGACUCACCUAACACUAACCCCUCCAUUGACCCACCUAACACUGACCCCUCCAUGGACCCACCUAACACUGACCCCUCCAUUGACCCACCUAACACUGACCCCUCCAUGGACCCACCUAACACUGACUCCUCCAUGGACCCACCUAACACUGACUCCUCCAUGGACCCACCUAACACUGACUCCUCCAUGGACCCACCUAACACUGACUCCUCCAUGGACCCACCUAACACUGACUCCUCCAUGGACCCACCUAACACUGACUCCUCCAUGGACCCACCUAACACUGACUCCUCCAUGGACCCACCUAACACUG